Molecule: messenger RNA, 1294 nt
Organism: Pocillopora damicornis (cauliflower coral)
Lineage: Eukaryota; Metazoa; Cnidaria; Anthozoa; Scleractinia; Pocilloporidae
Product: Wilms tumor protein 1-interacting protein
Biological process (GO): response to hypoxia; cytoskeleton organization; negative regulation of hippo signaling
Cellular component (GO): P-body; transcription regulator complex; adherens junction
Molecular function (GO): transcription corepressor activity
Source: RefSeq, a predicted model, not a curated record
GUUCGGCGACGACCCCCAAAGAUAUUCGGGAAGAAUUCGUAGGUGGAAUUUGAGGUACCAGAAUUUUGGAGCGAAAGAAACUGGUCUCAGAAAAGAAACGAUGAUUCUACAACGUCUAGAAAAGGAAAAGAGAAAGAUUCAAGAGGUGUGUGUCACAAUUGUAAGCAGCAAAUAAAUGGCUGUGAAUCAGCUUGUCUUGCCAUGGAACAUCUAUACCAUGUUCAUUGUUUCCUUUGUUGCUUUUGUGGAAACCAGUUGAUUGGUCAAAUAUUUUAUAAUGUUAAUGGAAAGAUUUACUGUGAACAGGAUUAUAAGAAUCUUGGUUUUUCUCCUAACUACUGUGAUAUUUGUGGAAAAAUAAUUGAGCUAAAGAUCAUCCAAGCACUGGGCAGGUCAUAUCACCCAUCAUGCUUUAGAUGUUCUGUCUGUCAAACAGAAUUAGAUGGAAUUCCCUUUACAGGGGAUCAAGAAAAUAGAAUAUAUUGCAUUCCUGAUUAUCACAGAAAAUUCUCACCAACCUGUGCAGUUUGCAAAAAACUAAUUGCACCAACAAAGGGAUCAAAGGAGAUCCUGAGAGUGGUUUCAAUGGAGAAAGAUUUUCACGUUGAUUGCUUUAGAUGUGAGGAUUGUGGGAUUCAGCUUUCAAAUAAGAGACCAUGCUAUCCACAAGAUGACCACAUCCUCUGUCGAAAGUGCAAUGGUAAAAGAACGCCAAUUUCAAGAUCACUGCAGGUCACCCCAGUUAAUUCACCUUGUGACUCACCAAAUGUAACACCUCGAUGUCUACCACGUGGCAGACCACGUAUUUUACGCAGCAAGCGAGAAUAAUAUUGUAGUUAGAUUAUCCAAUUACGGCAUAUUUAUCCGGCAUUUAUUAUUAUGGUGUCACUUACACUGUAUCACGAUAAAGAUCAGGCAUUUGCUAUUUGGAAAGUGGCUAAUGUUAUCGUGAUAUAUUUGAAAGGAAUAGGGUUUCUUUAUUAAGGAGUUAAAAAAGGACUAUCUAUUAAUAUCACUUAUUAUUAUUGAAUAUAUAAAUAUAAGUUUUUGAAAAAAUAAAUAAACACAUGCCUGGAGUAACAAUGGGCUUUCAGUUCUGACUGAUUGUUUUGUUAGAUAAGGGUUGUUUGGUAAGAAAUCUGCCUGGAUGUUCCUAAUUUUCUUUGUAAAAUUUUGUUUAUAAAGUGAAUGAUUAGUCUAUUAUGAUAAUUAGACCUUGGGUUUUUAUAAUCAAUAGUAAUUUUUUUUGUAAUUGAGAUUAACUAUUGAUUAUUAAAAAAUUUUUGUUUGUAGA